CGCCCCCUUUUCUUCAGACUUUUUCUAGCUCUUACGGUAGAAUGUCGUCGCGAAAUUUUUCUCGUGGUCCAAGGGACCCACGUGCCGAACACGUUGAUUCUCGCGUCGACUAUUUCGCAAACGGGCGAUUUUAUGAGUUAGACAGUUGGGAUCGUUCCCGUUCAGUUUUUGAUAAUCGCACUCGUUUCCGCUCGGACGACAGGGAGAGAUUUUGUUACCCUAGCUUUCGUGAGAGAUCGCCUUUGAGGCGUCCACGGUACGUCGAUCCGAAUGUUCAGUAUCCGCCUGUUCAGUAUCCGCCUGUUCAGUAUCUUGACGAGGGCGACAUUCGGGGCCCACCGGCUGAUCAAGACUUUUACAUUCGUGAUCCUGCUAGUGCUUAUGACGCUUAUUUCGAGUGUGACUAUGACCCCCGAUCCUACCCGACUCACAGUGAAGCUGAGCCAGAGGAUGAGUAUUACAGUGAUACCCCAAGAGAAGACGACUGGGCUGAGUACGAUCACGCGGGGGCAAUUGAUCGCGGUCGCCCUUGGCGCCCGCAAACUGGCGUUCGUUUUACGACGGAUCAGUCGCCGAUAUCCGUCGAGUUACCGACCCUCUCAGAAGAAGCGCAGUCAGUGGCAGGCCCAUCCAAUGGUAAUCAGGGCUCAGAUCCUAGGCGGGUGGAAGACGUAGUUGCCGUCAUCAACGCUUCGCCUCCACCAGUGGUACCCAAAGCAAUCUGUGAUGAAAUAGCGUCACUUUUAUCCGUCGGCGUUUCAACCGAACAGUCCAAGUUGACUUCAAAAGAAUUCCCACUAGUGUACGAGGUGAGUGACUUCUCACUUAUGCCUCCCAAGCUGGAUGCAUGGAUGAGUCGCCGAUCUAAGGAUAAAGGCGUUUUGAAAGCGGUCAAUGUAAAGGAAGAAGCUUUAAUUAGAACCCAGCUGAAAAUCAUGGACAUCGGUCCCCCUUUGAUUGACCUUUAUGCUCGGCUGGCUAAAAUGGAAGAGGCUACGACAAGUGAUAUGCGCCGCUCGGUCCAGGCGGCCUUGCAGCAGUGGGGUCGUGCUUUUGCCCACGUUUCAAAGAAACGUCGGGAGUCUGUUGUGCAUUUUACGGACCCCAGAGUGGAAUACCUUUUGAAAGACGAUAGCUGCUUUGCUACCGGUAAGGAGGCCCGCGAGCUCCUUUUCACCGGCCGUUUCCUUGAAAAGAUGCUGACCGAAGCGAAUCAAGAUGAGACACUAGCAAGAAGGGACAAAGCGGUGGCUGCCACAGACCGCAGAAAUCCAGUUCGGUCGACCAGACGUGACCAGCUGUUACCUCCGUCAACACGUCAUACUCACUACGGCGGGCACCAAUAUGAACGCGGCAGUAGAGCGAGAGGACGGAGAGGAGGGGGCGAUCCCAGAGGCGGUCGCGGACGCGGGAAUCCCAACCCAAGAAGGUACGAGUUUUUGACCCCCUGUAAUAUUCAAGCGCACCCCAUCGUAUCGAUUAGUCUUAAAGUGGGCGCUCGAUUAAGUGUUUUCGCUGACAAAUGGUCAGAAAUUACCGACGAUCCCUGGGUUUUGAAGACGAUAUCUAACGGCCUUAAGAUCGAUUUUUUGUCAGAACCAUUCCAGCGCUCAUCACCGCGUGAUGUGGUAAUGUCAGACGAGAUGCGAGCUGUUUGCCAGACGGAAAUUGCGAGUUUAUUGAAAAAAGGGGCGGUUAAAGAGAUCACUGACGAGUCGGGGGGUUUCAUUUGUUCUUUCUUUUGUGUACCGAAGAAGGUUGAUGGUUUCAGACCGAUCGUCAAUUUGAAACCACUGAACAAGUUCAUAAAAUACGAACAUUUUAAGAUGGAAAACCUAGAAACCGUUCGUUCUUUGGUCAGGAAGGGGGAUUGGUUCGUUAAAUUAGAUUUAAAGGAUGCGUAUUUAACGGUACCGGUCUACGGUCCCCAGCAGAAGUUUCUUCGCUUUAAAUGGGAAGGGCGUGUUUUUCAAUUUAAAUGUAUGGCAUUUGGUCUCGCGCCCGCCCCAAGAAUUUUCACCAAAAUCCUAAAAGUGGUGGUAGCCUUUUUUAGGAAGCAGGGAAUAAGGCUAGUAGUAUACCUUGACGACUUUUUGGUUAUGAACGAAACCGAGAACGGUACGCGCGCAGAUUUGAAAACCGUACUAGACCUAUUAAAUGCAUUAGGUUUUUUAAUCAAUUGGGACAAAUCCGUCACCGUUCCAACUCAAACGAUUGAAUAUUUGGGAAUGGUAGUUGAUUCCAAUAGAUUGUCUUUCUCACUCCCUUCGGCAAAGGUAGAAGACGUUAAGAAUAUGUGCAGAAAAGCACUGGCGGAUGGCAUAGUUUCGCUACGCACCAUCGCUUCCAUUCUCGGAAAUUUUACGUGGGCCAUCCCGACAAUUCCUUUCGCGCAGUCACAUUAUAGAAGCAUGCAACGCUUUUAUAUCACUGAGUCCCAGAAGGUACGUAACGACCUUAGCGUAAAGCUUACGCUUUCCCCUGGAUCUGUUGCUGACUUGGAGUGGUGGCUUUUCAACCUGGAAAGCUCAAACGGGAAGGAUUUUUUCCCUCGAAGUCCCGAUAUCGAGAUUUUUUCCGACGCCUCGUUAUCCGGCUGGGCGGUUUGCGACGGUGUUACAACACGAGGCCCAUGGACAUCAGAACAAGCGGAUCUCCAUAUUAAUAGCCUCGAGCUCCUUGGAGCUCUAUAUGCGCUGCAAUCAUUUGCAGAAAAAGCCCGAGGUCUUUCCAUUCGAAUGUUUUUGGAUAAUUCCACAGCCGUCUGUUACAUGAACAAGGGGGGGACAAGAUCAAGUGAGCUGACAGCCGUUGCGAAGUCACUGGUUGAAUUUUGUGAGCAAAGAGACCUAAAGAUCGAGGCGGUUCAUCUUCCUGGAGUGAUGAACGUGGAGGCAGAUAGGGAAUCGCGAGCGGCUGGAGAUACAAGCGAUUGGAAGUUGAAACAUUCGGUAUUCAAUGAGCUUCAAUUAAUAUGGCCGGUAGAUAUAGAUCUCUUCAGCUCGCACUGGAACACUCAGCUACCAUUGUUUGUUUCCUGGCGUCCGCAACCAGGCGCCGCCGCCGUUAAUGCCUUUUCGCUAAACUGGCUUAACCAUUCCGGUUAUGCAUUCCCGCCAUUCUCUUUAAUACCUAAAUGUUUGGAGAAGCUCAGGAGGGAAAAGGCUAAUUUACUUAUGAUUUGUCCAGUCUGGCCAUCUCAACCAUGGUUUCCGGUCCUCCUGGAAUUGGCAUGCGACGUCCCGAUCCUUCUUGUUCCUUCUCACGAUCUGCUGAAAUCAGCAACGGGCGAGACGCACCCUCUGUUGUUAACCGGCUCGCUACAGCUAGCCGCUUGGAAAUUAUCCGGCGAUAUUUCCGACGGGAGGGAUUUUCGGAGUCGUUGGUCGAACUUCUCUUGGCCGGUAACCGCACCAAUACGCACUCGACAUACGAGUCGGCUUGGAGAAAUUGGAGCGAUUGGUGUUUUUCAAGGAACGAAAAUCCCUUGUCGGUCCCUCUAG
Daphnia magna is the source of this 3503-nucleotide messenger RNA. RefSeq lists its product as uncharacterized. NCBI's taxonomy places the organism in Eukaryota, Metazoa, Arthropoda, Branchiopoda, Diplostraca, Daphniidae. The record is from RefSeq and is a predicted model, not a curated record.